Sceloporus undulatus (fence lizard) is the source of this 2939-nucleotide messenger RNA. RefSeq names its product acyl-CoA synthetase long chain family member 5 (gene ACSL5). Gene Ontology annotation, molecular function: arachidonate-CoA ligase activity. Bases 190 to 2238 code for a protein of 682 amino acids. The record is from RefSeq and is a predicted model, not a curated record. Gene Ontology annotation, biological process: long-chain fatty acid metabolic process. The transcript is spliced from 21 exons. Gene Ontology annotation, cellular component: membrane; mitochondrion; endoplasmic reticulum. NCBI's taxonomy places the organism in Eukaryota, Metazoa, Chordata, Lepidosauria, Squamata, Phrynosomatidae.
GCUGUCUUUUUAUUAAAGAAGCUUCAGGGCAGAGAAUAACCAGCUAGAGCUCAGCCACAGAAAUUGCUUAUGAAAUUAGCAGAUUUGAAACUCUCAGUACAAGACCAGGUGGAAUAAACUUACGUGCACUUUUGUGUUGGUGUAACCGGACACAAGGCUUCAUUAGUCUGCCAGCACUGAUUGAAAAGGAUGAUUUGGAUACUUCAGCUAUUGUUUUCACCGCUCCCAACUCCUGCUUUGAUUGGCCUUAUUACAUUUGGAACAACAGUCUUCCUAUGGCUGAUAACCAAACCAAAACCAGUUGCACCCCCGGUUGACUUGAACAAGCAGUCCAUUGGCACUGAGGGAGGAGCUAGAAGAAGUGUACUUGUACCCGAAGGCAAGCUUCUUUCUUAUUACUAUGAAGAUGCAAAGACCUUGUAUGAAACUUUCCGGAGAGGACGUUAUGUAUCAGAAAAUGGUCCUUGUUUAGGAUACAGAAAACCAAAGCAACCAUAUCAGUGGCUGUCCUACCAACAGGUUCUGGACAGAGCUGAAUACUUGGGAUCAGGUCUCAUACACAAAGGUUGUAAACCUUCAUCAGAUCAGUUUGUCGGCAUCUUUGCUCAGAACAGACCAGAGUGGAUUAUAUCUGAGCUUGCCUGUUACACCUAUUCAAUGGUGGCAGUUCCUCUUUAUGACACACUGGGUCCAGAAGCAAUUGUGUACAUUAUUAAUAAAGCUGACAUAUCUACAGUGAUCUGUGACAAACCAGAAAAGGCACAGGUGGUUCUUGAGAACUGUCAACAAAAGAAGACACCAGGACUGAAAAUAAUUAUUCUGAUGGAUCCUUUUGAAGACAAUCUAAAAAAGACAGGAGCUAAAGCAGGGAUUGAAAUUAUUUCAUUGCGAGAUAUUGAGACACUUGGAAGAAACAACUUGAGCAAACCAGUUCCUCCCAAACCAGAAGAUCUCAGUAUGGUCUGCUUCACAAGUGGAACAACAGGUGACCCUAAAGGAGCCUUGCUAACACAUGAAGGUGUUGUUGCUAAUGCUGCAGCUUUUAUAAAGAGCAUUGAGAUGACUUCUCCUUGCCAGCCAUCAGACAUAUCCAUGUCAUAUCUUCCGCUAGCUCACAUGUUUGAGAGAGUAGUGCAGACUGUGAUGUACAGCAAUGGAGCAAAAGUGGGAUUCUUCCAAGGAGAUAUUAGAUUUCUAACUGAUGACAUGAAAGCUUUGAAGCCAACAAUUUUUCCAGUGGUGCCAAGGCUGCUCAAUAGGAUCUAUGACAAGAUACAAAGUGGUGCCCAAACAAGCUUGAAGAAACUCUUGUUGAAAAUUGCUGUGGACAGAAAGCAUGCCGAAGUGAAGCAGGGCAUCCUUCGAAAUACUAGCAUCUGGGACAAGCUAGUGUUCAAGAAAGUUCAGGAUAUCAUGGGUGGGAAGGUGCGAAUAGUAGUAACUGGAGCUGCACCAAUAUCUCCAUCUGUCCUAACAUUCCUCAGAGCAGCCUUUGGAUGUCAGAUCUUUGAAGCAUAUGGUCAGACGGAAUGCACAGCUGGGUGUACAUUCUCACUGCCAGGAGACUGGAAAACAGGUCAUGUUGGACCACCCCUAGCUUGCAACAUAAUAAAACUUGAAGAUGUUCCUGAUAUGAACUACUUUGCGUCAAACAAUGAAGGGGAGAUCUGCAUUAAAGGGCCGAAUGUAUUCAAAGGUUACUUGAAGGAUCCCAAAAGAACAACCGAAGCACUUGACAAGAAUGGGUGGCUUCAUACUGGAGAUAUUGGGAAAUGGAUGCCGACUGGGGCACUAAAGAUCAUUGACAGAAAAAAGAACAUCUUCAAACUAGCUCAAGGAGAAUACAUUGCACCUGAAAAGAUUGAAAACAUCUACAUCAGAAGUGGUCCUGUGGCACAGGUCUUUGUGCAUGGAGAUAGCCUCCAGUCUUUCUUGGUGGGUGUGGUGGUUCCGGAUCCAGAGAUACUUCCAGAGUUUGCAGAAAAACUGGGAGUAAAAGGUUCAUAUGAGGAGCUCUGUAAAAAUGCAGCAGUGAAAAAAGCUGUCUUGAUGGAUAUGGUCAAAUUGGGGAAAGAAGCCGGCCUCAAGUCUUUUGAACAGGUGAAAGAUAUCUACCUUCAUCCAGAUAUGUUCACAGUUGAAAAUGGACUCUUGACCCCAACACUGAAGGCAAAGAGAACAGAAGUAUCUAAACACUUCAGGAGCCAAAUUGAUGGACUCUAUGCUUCUAACAUGUAGGGAGUGGGCUAUAUGUCUCUACCAUGGACUACGAAAGCAUUCUCAAGGCACUACUUAGUUGGCUAAUGAAGGACCAAAAUAAAACAACUGGGGAGGUCUCGUCCUAUUUAAAAAUGGAAAAACACAGUUGGUAGUACUGGGUUGAAGUGCACCUUGUAUAAAAAUGGUUAAGGUGUUCAAGUGGAGUAGGUGAUUUGUAUUGUACAAAACAUAUUGGGAAGCUGCUUGCUACUUCACCACUGUUCUUCAUCACAUCCCCUAACAGAAAUGAAGAGGCUUGAUGGUUUGAAUAGCUGGGACAAAUGGCUGUUCUUCCUGAGAUGGAACAGCCUCUCUCCAAAAAAACUUGUGGUGGUGUUAAGAGACUACCAUGAAAUUGUACUGGCCUGACUAGGUUAGUAUGACUGCAUGCUAAUUUAAUCUGCUCCUUACUCAGUGGCUGUACCCUCUAGCGGAGGCAUGUAAUAUAUUAUUAUGAUAUGCUCAGUGUCUUGAUUUGUACAGUCAUGUUUGUAAAAUAUUUUUUCUGAGGAAAUGAAGCCAUGCAUUUCACUAUUCUGUGAUGGACACUCAAAACAUAUUAACAUCAAAUGUACAUACCUUUUUUCUAUCCAAAUUCUGUCGAGGAACAAACUGAUUGUAAUAUUGCUGGUUUGGAAAAAAAAAUGAAUGUGAAAAAUAAACAGCACUUUUGGAAAUAC